AUGUCGAAAUUGUAUUCACCAUCGAAGUUGCCUGUGAUGUCGACAGACAAGCCACGAAUUUCCUGUGGUCAAUAUAAACGUUCAUCCUUCAAUAUUCAACAACGGGACCGUGGGUACUUAGUAAUUGACGAAAGUCAUUUCAAUGUUAAUUCUUCGUGUUUACCUGUCAAAUCCAAUAACGUAAUGGUGCAUAACACAAGUCACCCUCGUACAAAAGCUCAACUGCGUGAAGUAAGCACUAUAAACGAGUCAACUGAGACAACACCAGAAAAGAUUACAUCAGAAAAUUGUAACAAUGAGUGUUUACAAUCAGAAGGCUGCUUAUCUCGCUUAGAAAAUAAGGAGGUAUCAACUUCUGAGGUGGUAAUCGUGUCUUUAAGUUAG
Molecule: messenger RNA, 384 nt
Organism: Trichobilharzia szidati
Lineage: Eukaryota; Metazoa; Platyhelminthes; Trematoda; Strigeidida; Schistosomatidae
Source: the annotation of a GenBank genome assembly